Cotesia congregata is the source of this 5275-nucleotide messenger RNA. NCBI's taxonomy places the organism in Eukaryota, Metazoa, Arthropoda, Insecta, Hymenoptera, Braconidae. The record is from the annotation of a GenBank genome assembly.
GAUGUCAAACCACGCUAAGAAUGAAAGUAUUCAACGGGGAGCUGUCAUGGAUUAUGAUAAACAGUUUCAGGAAGACUUAGAGAGAGCACAAGCUCUAAGUUUGGAAAGUUUGGCCUUGGAGAAAUUUAAACUCCAAAAACAGUUAGAGUGCUCUAAUAAUUUUUUCACCGCCCAACAAUGUAGUCAGUCUAAUAGCAGUAAUGUUUCUGAAGUAGAUAGUUCGACUUCUAUGGACAAAUUACAAUUAAGAAGCAGACCAAGGCCUGGAGGUACACAGUCAAAAAAUUCCCCCAUAAUAGCUCCACCGCCGAUACCUAGUCGGCGUAAUUCAACAACAACAGUCGGCCCAGCAUCCUCCAACACAACCGACCUAAUUAAUUUCACCAGUCCCGUUAAAUCGGAGUCUAGUUUGGAUGACUAUUGUAGCAGCACAAUUGCGUCAGCUGUCCCGACGAUAUCGCAGCCUUCUAUCGAGCCCAAGUGGGAUACACACCCGUCACUUCUCAAAAGAACAACAAGAGUUUCGAGAAGCAACAGCUCAGCAGCGGCGUACCAGACCCAUGACUUUCGCUAUCACUCGCCUUCUCCCGGACCUCGCGCUUCUACUGCGCCAUGCACACCUGGCACUCCGGGAAUUAGCCCGGUGAUAACGCAAGCCGAGAGUGUCGGUGACGGUAUUCCACAGAUCCCACCACUACCAAUGAACUACCGCCCACCUCUAACCGGCCCACCUGCAACCAAGCCAAUUUUCCCCAUCGAAGACAACCAGCUCCAAGUAUUAAAAGUAAUUGAAAAAAAGCCAAAUAAUAACCUGAUAGAUCUGAGUGCAUUUGAAAACCCCGAAGACAAAACAAAUGUCCGAGUAAGCGUCCUAGAAGCCUUUGACCCCCUACUCAUAAAGACUGAAGCACUAAAAGAACCAACCCCUUCAAAAAAUGAACCGAGCCAAACCGACGGCUCAGUAUACGACCCAUUCGACCCUUUCGACUACAUGUACAGCACAAACGAGAGCAUAAGCUCCGACCCAGUUUACGCAGCAGUAGAAAAAACCCCAACUUCUCCAGCAGUCUCUCCCGCAGCUCCACCAUUACCUCCCCGAAAUUCCUCAGCCUGGAACACGAUAGAAAAACGCCGUACGUCCCUAGACCGCCGACGAAAGCGCCAAACUCGCCUCUACGAAAAUAUCACCGUCGUAAAAGCCCGAGCCUCUUUACAAGACUGCGAUCUCAAAGCGUUCCACCUGAUGAUCAAAUCCAUAAGAAGCGAGUUUCCCUUUAACGAUCCCAACACAAACAUCGGCCACGUGAUCAGUCCCAUGAUGGAGAAUCUUUACCCCGACGGGACCAGCAUUAAGCUUGUAGUCCACCCUCAAUUGGUGGGUGGGUCAGACAAUUCAGACAACCCAGUAGCACCGUCCAUUAAUUUUACUUGCAACGUAUCUUGCAGCGUAGAGCAUGUAAUUCUUAAUGUAGCUUGCUCGUUAGAAGACAAUAUUGUAAAUGCAGACAAAUACUGCCUAAGAGUCUGGGGUCUGGCUGAAUAUUUAGCUCCCAACACCACUUUAGCGCAGUACGAGUACAUUCAUCAGUGCAUCAAACUCGAAAAGGACAUUGAAUUGGCGAUAAUUACCCGAGCGCAGAUAAAAAGAUCCAUUGCCAGGUCUCUGCAAGACGACAAUAGAGAUCAAGAUUUAAAAUUGGAAGAUAUCCUACCCAACGAACCUCUGGAGCCAAUUUCUUACGACACGUUGAUUAUUUUAUUAGAGACAGUUGAAAAAGAAAUGGAACGUGUUGAAACAGCUGCUAUUCAAUUAGCAGCACCUAAUCACAGUUCUAGUCUUUUGCCACAAUUACAACCCCGAGGGGUUGUUCAGUCCGUUAAAGCUGUUUGCGCGCUAAUGGGAAAUAUUGAAACUUACGAAAUUACAGAAGCGGUGGAUAAUUUUGUUAAUGCUUGUUGCCAAUUUUUACCCCAAAUGCACACGACUAAUAUUGAGUGUAAAAAGCCGGAGAUUUUGCAUGAAGAUGGUGAUUACUCGGUUGUUACUUUGAGGACAAAAUUUCCUGAGCUUCUGGGGUCGCAUUGCCAUAAAAUUCGCGAUGCUAUUCAAGAUCUUGUUGAGACUUACUGCAAUGCCUUCAGAGUUGAUUUUCAUAAAUUGCGCGGGGAAUAUUUGGCAAAUAGUCUGGUGUCUUCGGAGGUGUUGGACACUGUGCUAGUAAGAGUGGGAGCUUUGCAUAGAAUUCCUAACUCUUGGAAGCACGAUGAUUAUAUUGUAGCUGCGCAAAUUUUCCACGGAACAAGACCAGUUGGUAAUCCGGUGCUUUCUGAGCCAAUGACGCUCAAUGUCAAUUUUUACUCGAGAAUUUUAUUUAAUACCUGGCUGGAAUUUCGCGGGUUAAGUGUUUGUCAAGUUCCGCGUGAAGCGAGGUUGGUUUUGGUGAUUUAUGGGCGCACUUUGCAGCCUACUGAGCAUGAUAAUAAUUCGGGAGAAGGUUCGAUGCAAAAAGAGGAGCUUGGAUGGGGUGCAAUACAAUUUUUUGACUAUGAUGGGGUCAUGAGCCAAGGGAACUUUUUUUUGUCACUCUGGCCAGCGGCUGCUGAUAAAAGACUAGGACCUGCUCCGGCUCCAGGGAUCCAUCCUUAUGGAGAGACCAAUCCGAUAAUUGGACUAGAACUCCCGGAUUAUGGAGGAAGGGUGCUUUUUCCUACGGAAUUGAGAGACCAUGAUGUAGAGUCGCUGGAUAUUAAUUUGCUGGAUCAAAAUACUAAGGAGCUAUUGAUUGAUAUUUGCCAGCAGGAUACUUUCUCUAGGCCGCCGAUUGAUGAAAGGGAAAUUUUGUGGGAAAAAAGACACUACUUGCAUGAAAUUCCGGAAGCUCUGCCGAAAGUCUUGUUGGCUGCUCAUAGCUGGGACUGGGCUUGUUUGCCAGAUCUUCACGCUUCGCUGAGAGUUUGGAGCCCGCUUCCACCUGUUCAAGCGCUUCAAUUACUACUUCCUUGUUUUCCGGAUAUUAAAGUUAGGGAGAUGGCAGUCGGGUGGAUUAGAGAGUUGAGUAAUGAUGAGCUGGUGGAUUAUCUUCCGCAGUUGCUUCAGGCGCUGAAGCAUGAGACUUAUGAAGCUUCGCCGCUGGCGAGGUUUUUGUUGGAAAGGGCGCUACUGUCGCCGAGGGUCGCGCAUCAUAUUUAUUGGCUUUUGACGCAGUCUCUUCCUGGGCAGAGUCCUCAGAAUUCUGGUGAAUCAUCACAAGAAGAUGACCGAAGUAUAAGUUUCACUCGGUACCAAAGAAGACUACAAUUAAUGCUUCGCGCGCUGCUGGCAGUAAUUGGCGAAGCUUUGAGAAAUAGUUUUCUUACUCAGCAAUUAUUAGUCAAAAAUCUCAAUGAAAUUGCUGAAAAUAUAAAAACAACUAAAGAAUCAUUAAGAAUGGAAUCAUUAAAGUUAGGAUUGCAAAAUAUACAUGGUCAAUUGGCUGAAGAUGAGGGUACUUGUUUGCCUUUGUCACCCAGCAGACAAGUAUUUGGAAUAAAUAUCCAAACUUGUUCAUAUUUUCCAUCAUUUACAUUGCCAUUAAAAAUAAGCUUCAUAAGCUGCGACAAUGUCAUUAGUCCGGCGAUAUUUAAAGUUGGAGAUGAUUUGCAGCAAGAUAUGUUGACGAUUCAAAUGGUAAGAAUAAUGGACAAAUUAUGGCUCAAAGAGGGUUUGGAUUUAAAGAUGGUGACAUUCGCUUGUGUGCCUACGGGAAAUAAACGAGGAAUGAUUGAGAUGGUGACCAAUGCUGAAACUUUGAGAAAAAUUCAAGUUGAGUUCGGUCUCACCGGGUCUUUUAAGGACAGACCUAUCGCCGAGUGGCUUGCCAAACAUAAUCCUUCGGAAUUGGAGUAUGAAAGAGCGGUGGAAAAUUUUACUCGCUCCUGCGCGGGUUACAGUGUCGCUACUUAUAUCCUGGGAAUUUGCGACAGGCACAAUGACAAUAUUAUGCUCAAGACCUCGGGUCAUUUAUUUCAUAUUGACUUUGGAAAAUUUUUAGGCGACGCGCAAAUGUUUGGUAACUUUAAAAGGGAUCGAACGCCGUUCGUACUGACUUCAGAUAUGGCGUAUGUGAUAAAUGGAGGUGAUAAACCAUCAGCUAAAUUCCAUAACUUUGUAGAUUUGUGCUGUCAAGCUUUUAACAUCGUUCGGAAACAUGGAAAUCUUAUUCUACAUUUAUUUGGACUGAUGACAUCUUCUGGGAUUCCCGGCGUGACGAUGGAUGCUGUGAGUUACGUACAAAAAGCUCUUCUGCCAGGACAAACAAAUCCUGAAGCUGCUGCGACUUUCGCGAGGAUGAUUGAAAGCUCGCUUAAAAAUUGGUUCACUCAGUUCAACUUUUUCCUUCACAAUUUGGCACAGUUGAGGUUCACCGGUGAUCACAAUGACGGUGAACUUUUGUCAUUUAUCCCACGUACAUACACAAUGCAGCAAGAAGGACAACUUACAAGUGUACAAGUUCAUGGCUACCAAAAACGCUACGACCCGGAGAAAUAUUACAUGUAUAUUUUGAGAAUUCAGAGAAAGGGUCAGCCAGACCCGACUUACUUAUUCCGUUCGUACAAAGAAUUCUGUGAAUUUUAUCAGAAACUGUGCAUCCACUUUCCUCUUGCCAAAGUAGCUAGUUUACCGAAUGGUAUGAGCGUAGGCAGAUCAAAUAUCAAACAAGUAGCAGAUAAACGACGAGCAGAUAUCGAAAAAUUUUUACUUAGCCUAUUUAAAAUGGCACCUGAAAUAUCACAAAGUGACCUUGUUUAUACAUUUUUUCACCCGCUUCUUCGAGAUCAGCAAAAUGCUGAUAUUCAUCUUCGUAAAGUAAAAGUAGGAAAUUGGUGGGCCGAGAAGAGAGUCAGAGACAACAUUCAAUGCGGACAAAUAAAACUAUCCUUACACUACAGCCGUGGUACAUUAUCAGUAAUGAUUCACCACGCCAGAGGCUUGCCAAAGGUUGCCAAUGCUCAAGAGCCGAAUACUUAUGUAAAAGUAUACCUCAAGCCAGACCCGACAAAAGCAACCAAACGAAAGACAAAAGUAGUUAAAAAAAACUGUCAUCCAUCAUUUAUGGAAAUGCUGGAGUACAGAAUGCCGCUGGAUGUUGUCAAAGAGCGGACACUUGAAGCAACUAUUUGGAAUCAUGAUACUUUGCAAGAAAAUGAAUUUCUCGGUGGUAUCCGCUUGCCUCUCGGUCAUUUCGAGCUUACUAACGAAACUAUUGAGUGGUUUCCUCUUGGUAGCAUUCGAUAA